AAAGCAUGUUAAGCUCAAUUUUUUGUUUUUAAGAGAACUACUGACAUCCUUUUCCAAAAGAAGUCUGAGGAGUGCACAGGUUAUUUAAGGGUCUGACUUCACUAUAAAAUGAAGUGGUUUAAGCUGAGGGCAUUGUAAGUAAUGCUUGGUUUAGAAUGUCAUUGUUAGGGAUGGUGAUGAAAGUAGGCUACUGUAGAGUACCUUUUUCAAUGGUUCAGUAAUAAACUCAAUAAGCAUACCUGAUGAAGUCCUCAGAAAAUUUUGUUUUAAUGCAUUACAGUCAUGCUAUUGCUAUAUUUAGAUUGGAGGAUAGUUUUUCAUAUUUCUAGUGUUUCUUGUCCCGUUUGGUGGAUUGCCAGAAAUGCCAUACUUGGGUGAGUAAGAAAAAGACACUAACUGUGAUAAUUGUAUAUAUUAUACAGUUCUCUAUAUUUUUUUGAUAUAAUCUUUGACUCGUGUUUACGCUUAGAGAAUGUGUGGAGAAAUUACAGCUACUAAAGACUCCUGAGGAGCGUCAACGAAGGCUAGAGGAGAUUCCAGAAAUACAUGCUGACCCAAAUAUGGAUCCAAGUUAUGAGUCUGAAGAAGAUGAAGAUGAAACAAAUGAUAGGAGAAAUGAUAACUAUAUGAGGCCAAGAGGCAGUAGCUUUAGCAGGAGAGGGAAGGAGGCAGUUUCUCCCCAGAAAGGAGGCUUUGGUUUGAGUGACUCUUGGAGUGGGACAAGAAAUUAUUCAAGCACAAAUCAAGAAAUAAGCAGAAACCUCUCUGGUAAAGGUAUCUCAAGCAAGUAUGAUUCUGUUGGAACAGGUGAGAUGGGGAAUGAAAAUUUAUGGAUUUUAGGACAGGAAAGAGAAACACAACCAAACACUUGGGAUAAGCCGAAAACUCCUGUGGAGAUUGGUGCUUGGAAUACCCAGUCUAUCAUAAUGCCAGAAUCAUCUUCUAAUAUUGUGUCAGAAGUUUCACCUGCAUCCCCACCUCCACCUCCUUCUGGAGUAACAAGUGCUGGCCAAAUUAAUGAAACAGAGAAAAUGUGGCAUUAUCAAGAUCCAUCUGGAAAGGUUCAAGGACCAUUUUCAAUGUCGCAAGAUGACUCUAUACUUCUAACUGAUGCAUUGGCUGGAAAGUUUCCAAAGGACACUAAGUUGGUGAAUGACACCUUCCCCAAGACUCAUGUGGCUUCUUAUUCUGGGAACCCUCUUCACACACUGUUGCAACAAGGAAUAGAAGGUCCAACUGUUGAGAGAUCGAGGUUUGAUCAGAAUCAUGCAGCUUGGAGUCCGCAUCGCACCCUGGGCUCUUUAGGCCAAUCAGCAGGAGAAGGUUGGAAAUCUCAACCCGAAGACCAUUCUUCCACUGGCCAUGCUGCAUCUACACUUGAGGUCCCAAACCAUUCUCAAGAUGGACGGGGUUCUGAAAUAAAUCUUCCCUCUCCCACUCCAAGCCAAACGGCUACAGGUGGGACAAGGGGACAAACCUUGGAGAGUAAAUUGUCACCUAAAUCCAUUCAGCCGUCUGGUUCUCUUUCUGUAGUCAAUCUAUUCCGAGGAGAUGCUGGGGGUUUGCAACGUCUUGCUGUUGGGUUUUCAGAGAGUGGGAGUUCAGCACCUAAGUCUGAAACAAAUAUGCUGUUGAGCUCUGCAAAUGCUCCUCAAAUGCAUUCACAACUGAUGGUGUCAAGUGAAUCACAAAGGAUGCAGGUCAAUGCUCAGAGCUCCCUUAAUUCAGGUGCUGUUGAUAUGAAAAAUGCAGGUGCAUCUUUUCAAAACUUAGUUCAACCUGCAAGUAUUCAUACAGCUGUUGACACUCAUAGAUGGGGUUCUGGCUCAGUGUCAAGGGCAGAUAUCGUUGCUCCAAGCUCUGUACCAACUGCAGCUGGAGUUCAAGCCUGGGGAAGUGCUUCAACCCAAAAGCUAGAGCCCAAUACUUCACUUUCUACACCUGCUCAAUCUGUUACUUAUGGUCACUGGAAUAAUGCUUCAUCUUCUGGCCACAAUUCUUCUACAUCUUUUGGCAAUGGAAAUCCAGCUGGAAGUUUCCCUGUCCCAGGCCAAAUGGGUUUGCCUGCAUCUGAUUCUUGGAGGCCUCCACUUCAAGGUCAGCCAAACGCUCAGCCUCAUACUCUGCCAAACCUAUCUUGGGGCAUGGGUGUUACGGAUAACCAAAAUGCUGCUCCAAGUCUGGUGGCUGGGAGUCAGAACCCUGGUUGGGGGCCAAUGCCUGGAAACCCAAACAUGGGAUGGGUGGCACCUCUAACCAUGAAUACAAAUGUCAACUGGGGAACUAAUAAUCAGGGGUCAGCUCCGGGAAAUACAAACCAAGGCUGGGCUACAACGGUGCACGGACAACUGCCUGGAAAUGUAAAUUCAGGUUGGGUUGCGCCGGGGAACCUAAUGCCAGGACGGAUACCAACUGGUCAAGCCCCACCAUUUGGUAAUGCAAGUUCAGGAUGGAUAGCUGCACCUGGUCAAGGGGCAGUACCGCUAAAUGCAAAUCCUGGUUGGGCAGCAGCACAGAACCCCGGGAAUACAGCAAUGUGGGGAAACGAACAGAAUCCCAACGGUGAUAGGGGCUCCCAGGGUGGAGAUUCUGGAUAUGGUGGGGGUAAACCUUACAAUCGACAACCAUCAUUUGGCAGUGGAGGAGGUUCGUCCAGGCCUCCUUUGAAUAAAGGACAGAGAGUGUGCCAAUACUAUAAAAAUGGUCAUUGCAAAAAAGGGGCUCAAUGUGAUUAUCUUCACCCUUAAAUUUUGCCAAUCUAGAGCAGUAGUACCCUUGUGUACAGUAAUCUUAAUUUACAGAAUUUCAGCAUUAGAUAUUCUAUUUAUGCUUUGGUAGUUUAGUAGCAUCUCUUCGUCAAGCCUUGGUUCUUAGUGUGCUCUGGGAUAAAUAUCUCACACUGCAGGAAAUCAUUUAUAUCAUUGUGUGAGUAGAAUGAAGAUGCAAGCUGAAAUAAUAUAAGAGGGGAAUGAUGGAUGCUACUAUUUUCUCCCUUUUUUACUGCCAAUUUUUUUUAAUUAAGCGCGAUAAUGGAUUAUACAAGAGCUAUAUUCAUCUUUCUCAAAUGACACUGGGCAUUUUAAAUUUAGAGUUGGAAAAUGAUUAGGGAAUAAAUUUUUUUAUUUAAU
Rubroshorea leprosula is the source of this 3128-nucleotide messenger RNA. The record is from the annotation of a GenBank genome assembly. Lineage: Eukaryota; Viridiplantae; Streptophyta; Magnoliopsida; Malvales; Dipterocarpaceae.